AAUUGGACUGGCUUAGUAACCCAAGCUUCUCUACGGAAGAUGCACUAUUACUGCAUCAGCGCACUACAGAAGUUGCAAAUCUCAUCCCUGAAAAAUCGCCACUAAUAAGGACUACUUCAAGAUCAGAGUUGUCAGCAGAAGGUGAUACAGAUGAGAGUCUGAAACAGUCAAGUAAGAAAAGGAAAAAGAAAAAGAAAAAACAUCACCACUAUAAGAAGACAAAAAAGAAAACUAAAGGGGACUCCAGUAGCAGCGAAUCAGACCUGGACACUAAGCACAUCAAGGACAAAGCCGCAGGAAGUGGCAGAAAUCACGAAAAGGAAGCAGCAGCAAAUCUAGAUAAGAAAACGUCAAAUCUUACCAGCAAUCGCUCUGUUUGGCUUGAUGAUAUCCAGGCUUUCACAGCAGAAACCUUCAGAAUAGACAAGAAACCAGACCCUGCAAACUGGGCCUACAAAUCCCUAUAUCGAGGGGAUAUAGCAAGAUACAAAAGAAGAGGAGAGUCCUGUCUUGGCAUAGAUGCAAAGAAACAAUGUAUAACUUGGGACAGUUCUGCAUCAAAAAGGAAGCAAUUACAGAGUCGACCUGAGCGCUACUUCACAAAGAACAAUGUGAAGAUGCUGAACACGGAUGGGAUUCCUGUUUGCAAUAAGAGUUCUACAUCUGACCCAACUGCUUUUAUACCAGUUUUCCAAAUGGAAACUGAUGAUCCUUCCAACACAACGGAGGUAAAUCCUCUUGGGGUUUAUGAUCCAUCAACUACAGUGUGGCUACAAGGAAAAGGGUGCAAGAGUGCAGACCACGAGCAUGUAAAUACGCAGCAAACAGUUCAAGAGCCUGGGAUAAACAUUAACUCCAUUCUAAUGACAAAAGUGGAAGAACAUAACAAGAAAGUCAGAGAAAACCCAAGAGAUAUUAAUGCUUGGAUGGAAUUUGUUUCUUUUCAGGAUGAAUUAAUGAGAGGACCUAGCCCAUAUGACAGUAAGGGAGAGCAGGAAGUAAAAAGAAAAUCACUGAAGUUUAUCUUAGAAAAGAAGCUGGCUAUUCUAGAGAGGGCAAUUGAGAGCAAUCCAGGUAACGUUGAUCUGAAACUUGCCAGGCUGAAGCUUUGCACAGAAUUCUGGGAACCACCAGCUUUGAUCAAAGAAUGGCAGAAGCUAAUUUUCUUACAUCCCAAUAAUGCGGAGCUGUGGAAGAAAUAUCUCCUGUUCUGUCAAAGUCAGUUCACUACCUUCUCUGUUUCAAAAAUCAAUAGUCUUUAUGGAAAAUGUUUGACUACAUUGGCAGCUGUAAAGGAUGGCAGCAUGGUAUCACAUCCUCUACUGCCUGGCACAGAAGAAGCUAUGCUAGCUAUAUUUAUUCAGCAGUGCCACUUUCUGAGACAGGCUGGCCAUUCUGAGAAGGCAGUGUCUUUGUUUCAGGCGCUGAUUGACUUCACCUUCUUUAAACCUGACAGUGUGAAAGAUCUGCCAACAAGGGGACAGGUGGAAUUCUUUGAACCCUUUUGGGAUAGUGGAGAACCACGAAUUGGAGAAAAAGGAGCAAGAGGCUGGAACGCAUGGAUGCACCAACAAGAAAAGGGUGGCUGGAUUGCUCUUAAGCCUGAUGAUGAUGAUGAUGAUGAUGAGAUAGACGAGGAUCAAGAAAUAAAGGAUAAAACUCUCCCCAAGUGGCAUAUUUGGUUGGAUAUUGAAUAUUCUCGUGAAGCAAGGCAUUGGUUACCUUGGAGGCCAGACAAAACCAAAAAGGAAGCUGAAGAAGACUGUGAAGAUCCAGAAAGACAGGUGUUAUUUGAUGAUCUUGGACCAUCUUUAAUCCAGCUUUCUAAUCCAGAUCUUCAACGUCAACUACUGUACUCAUUUUUGCAAUUCCUGGGAGUUCCAUGUACAAGUAAACUCUUUCCUUGCAACCUCUAUAUUGCCAUGGAUGAAAAUAACAUCUUUGACAGUGUACUUUCUGAUGAAAAGCCACUGACUUCUGUUGAUUUUCCGCUUUCUGGCUUCAACAGUAUUGGUCAUAUGGACACAAUGCUACGAGGGAGACAUCACAUAGGCCACUAUAAAGAAGGAGAGGAGUUUAUACAGAAUGUUUUUCACGUUCUAUUCCUGCUAUUUUCAGGAAAGGAAAAAUCUAACCUGUCCAUUUGUUGGUUACAGUAUGAAAUAUCUAAGGUAGUUCAGUGUCUCCAAGCGAAAAACAAGAAGAAGCUGAAAGCACAAGGGAGGAAGAGUAAAAAGUUGGCCAAGAAUCUCCUUAAAGCACCUGACAACCGAAACCACCUUUCUCUCUGGAAACUAUAUGCCUACCUGGAAUGGCUGCUUGGUAACAUUGAUGAUGCCAGGAAGGUAUUUGACACAGCUCUUUGCACAGCAGGAGCAGGAGGAUUGAAGAGUCUCCAGCUCUGCAGCCUCAGUCUGCUUUAUGCUCAGCUGGAAGUGGAAUUACUAGAAAGUAUAGAAGGAGCUGUUAGAUCACGUGCUGUUCAUAUAUUGACCAAAUUGGCUGAAAGUGGACCUUAUGUGCCCUAUAGUGGACAAGUGUUAUCUGUGAAUGUCUUGAAAGCUCGUAAAACAUACGAGCAUGCACUGCAAGAUUAUUUAAGUAAAAUACCAGUUUCUGAUCAGGAUCAGGUCAGUGAUGCUAAUCAUCUGGUUAACUUGGUUGGUUGCUAUGCCCUGUUCCAGUAUGCGACUGUUGGGAUUGAUGCUGCAGUAUUAAUAUAUGCACAGACUUUGGAAAAACUUGAAGCUCCUGGUCCACAGAAAUGUGAAAAUACUGGAGAGAAUUUUGGCAUGCAAAAUUUGCCCACUGCUCUUGAAGCUGUCACACUGCUGCAUACAAAUUUACUCAGAUUCCACUUGAAAAUUAGCGUUUAUCCUUUGAAUCCUCUGCGAGAGGCACUAACGGAGGCUCUGAAACGGUAUCCUAGCAACCUGUCUCUUUGGAGGUCAUAUAUCCACAUCCAAAGGAAGUCUCACAGUGCUAGCAAAGCACGAAGGUUUUUUGAUGGUGUCACAAGGUCUACUAACUCUUUAGAGCCAUGGCUGUUUGCAAUCCAAGCAGAGCAGAUGAGAAAAAAACUCACUGAGAAUGUCCAGAGGGCAGAUGUUGGUGAAAUACAUUCUACUAUUCCUGAAACUGGGUUAACAAAUCGGAUUGUAGCUCUAUUUGAACACGCAGUUCAGAGUGAAAAUGGUACCCAUUGUCCACUGCUGUGGAGAAUGUAUUUGAACUUUCUGGCUUCACUAGGAAAAAAAGAAAAGACUAAAGGAUUGUUUUACAAAGCCCUUCAAAACUGCCCUUGGGCAAAGGUACUCUACAUGGAUGCAGUGGAGUACUUCCCUGACCAUCUGCAAGAGACGCUUGAUUUAAUGACUGAAAAAGAAUUGAGAGUGCGGGUACCUAUGGAAGAGCUGGAUCUACUGUUAGAGGUUUAA
Phaethon lepturus (White-tailed tropicbird) is the source of this 3437-nucleotide messenger RNA. It is a transcript of the gene NRDE2, whose product is annotated as NRDE-2, necessary for RNA interference, domain containing. Gene Ontology annotation, biological process: negative regulation of RNA catabolic process; regulatory ncRNA-mediated post-transcriptional gene silencing; RNA processing. NCBI's taxonomy places the organism in Eukaryota, Metazoa, Chordata, Aves, Phaethontiformes, Phaethontidae. The transcript has 13 exons. The annotation marks the transcript as partial. Gene Ontology annotation, cellular component: catalytic step 2 spliceosome. Gene Ontology annotation, molecular function: protein binding. The record is from RefSeq and is a predicted model, not a curated record.